Molecule: messenger RNA, 5732 nt
Organism: Nilaparvata lugens (brown planthopper)
Lineage: Eukaryota; Metazoa; Arthropoda; Insecta; Hemiptera; Delphacidae
Gene: Sec8
Product: exocyst complex component 4
Exons: 17
Coding region: 122-3181 (1019 amino acids)
Biological process (GO): Golgi to plasma membrane transport; exocytosis; chemical synaptic transmission
Cellular component (GO): growth cone membrane; synapse; exocyst
Source: RefSeq, a predicted model, not a curated record
AGUGUGUUCGUAUUUGUUGUAUAUUGUGCUGACAUUUGACAUGUCAACUUGAAAUGAAACUUACAGAUUACAAUGAUUUGAUAAAUUCGAUUCAACAAACAGGAAAUAGUUUACGGAAACCAUGUCUUCGGUUCCGCCCCCUACAAAACCUCCAAGAGGAAUUAAAAGCCCGAAAGAAAAGAGUGGCUUGCUUAUGACUGUGAUUCGCACUCUGUCGACGAGCGAAUCGAAUGAACAGCGCGACAAAGAGAAGGCAAAAUUGGAGAGAGAGUACAAGAAAAGCGACCAGCAGCUCGAUGAACUCAUUUCGGUGCACGAUAAGGACCUCACCCAGGUUAUGCAGACAUUCAGUAAGGUGUCGGCACUGGUGAACAAUUCUAGGGAGAAAAUAAGACUGGUGAAGGAGAACCUGCAGGCGUGUAAAACGCUGCUCAGCUGUCGGCGAGACGAACUGAAAAAGCUCUGGUUGGAGGGAAUCGAGCACAAACACUUGUUGCAGUUGCUAGAAGAAAUCAACCAGUUGCAAGAAGUGCCGUCGCAGCUGGCAUCCUACUUGGCUCGCAAGCACUACCUGCACGCCACCCAGCUGCUGGUAUCUCUCGACAAUGUCAGUCUCAAGGGAGCCGACGGUCUUUCCGAUCUCCGGGUCGAGUUGCACAAUAAAACUCAGGCCCUGCACACGAAGCUACUGGAGGAACUGAAUGACCAGCUGUACGUGCAGUCAACGCAGGACGUGUUGGUGAGUCGACUGCAGCGACAGGGCUCGGGUGGGAGGGGGGAGAGGAGGGAGUCGACCACUGUCACGCCGGUGCAGGCGAUGAUGAAGCGUGAACACAGCUCGGCAUCGCUCCAGAGCCAAAGCCAGGGCAACACGCCCAACGCUAGGAAGAUGUUGGACUUUAGCGGCUAUGAUAGCAAAAUGGAAAUGAGUGAUCUGAUAGAAGACGUGGACCAGCCUGACCCGGAGAAGGACUCUGACCACUUCAUGGCUAUCAUAAUCGAGUGCCUUGCCUUGCUCAACAAGCUACCUGAAGCUGUCGAGAAUCUCCGCAGCACAAUGCACAGUCAACUGGUGGCUCUAGUCGAUCGCACGACGCAGAGCUGUCUUUCGCAGGCGUCGGUGACGUCAGUGACGCAGGGGACGAUCGCAGUGACGUCAUCACCAGGCGUGACGUCACCGCCAGGCGUGAUGCUGCUCGAACUGCUGCAGGUGUUGAUCGACCAAUUCAAGAUGGCAGCCGCGCAGCACAGGACUGUGCUCGCUCUGCUCGUGAAGAGCGCGCGCGCACAUCACGUGCACAUCAGUCUCUACAGUUUGACCGACUAUUGGGCGCAGGUGCAGGCUACGUUGCAGCAAGUGCUGACCGCAUACCUGGACGUGCCGGAGACGGCUGGUGCUGAUGGAAGCACAGCCUCCGGUCAGCCGUCCAAUUCAGCAUCGUCAGCAUCCUACUCCGACCAGAACAACGACAUCUCGGCCUACUUCAGCCGUCGCAAACUGCAGAGGACGAGAAAGUCACUCUUCAAGUUUGAAAAUUCAACGUACUCGCUAACCAAGAAUAGUUACUUGACAGAUGGACUCAAUUUCAAGUAUGGCGAUAACCAAAGACAGAAGAACGUGGUGUGUCCGCCGAGUCCGCAGAACAUCACCGUCAUCUACAUUCCCCUGCUGCAGUUUGUCAGUGACAUCGAAGAAGCCACAGCAUGUGGACCCGACAACCCAUGCCAGCUGAACGCAUUCAUGUACAAGUACGUGAAGGAGGUGUUCGUGAAGCGAUGGUCGUUGGGGGUGGGGGGACGAAUGGAGGGGGCCACCAAGUGUGCGGAUGCGUGGAAGGCUACCACCUCCACUGAGGUCACCGCUCAGAGGGGCCUCUCCAAGCCUCUCUUACAGAGCACAGUGCUGAUGGACGAGUGCCUUAGCGAGACACGUCAGCUGAUGGAGCAGUUGCCCAGCAACGCGGGUGACCUGCUGCAGUCGCUGAUUGGUGUGCUGUGGCAGUACAGGGAGACGUGUGUGGCCGCCUACAGGGGCAUCGUGCAGCCCCACCCCGAGGCCAGCGACCGGCCUGUCUGCAGCGCCACCUGGCUCAAUGACGACGACAUUUCACGCUUCCUCAAGUCGCUACCGAACUGGCUGGACUUGAAAGCACAGAAAUCGUCGUCAUUCUCGCACCACCACCAGUCGACGCAGAAGCAGCUGAAACGCGACGACACCGUCGAAGAGGAAAGUCCGGAAGAUGUGCGCAUGCGCAACACGAAAGAGGCGGAGAUGCUGGCCUCGAAUCUGGGCGAGAGCGGCGUCAGUAGCCACGAGAUAAUUGCUGACGCCGCACAACUCAAGUGCUUGGCUCAGCUGCAGGAGAGCAUGGAGUGGUUAGCUCAGCGGCUGGCCUCGUUCACCGCCGAUUUGCUGCAACAGCAUCGGGGGGCUCAGGACGGAGGUGCAUACCCGGCGGUGGGCUCAGCUGUUCCGCGCAUUAGUGUGACCAACGUGGAUGGCAUUCCCGAGCUGCCGGAACAGCUGAUCAAGACCCUGCAUCAGCUGACGGCUGCCUUUGACGAACUCGCCAACACCUGUCUGCUAGUGCUGCAUUUGGAGGUUCGAGUGCAGUGCUUCUACUACCUGCUGCCGAUGGGUGGUGGUGGUGGGUCGGGAGGGGUUGUGUUGGGCGGCGGAGUGGGAGGGGGUGUGACGUCACAGGAUGCCGACCCCAUGGUGCUGGAGCUGAGUCGUGUGCUCUGCACCAUAGAUGAGGCCAUGGCGUCCAGUCUGCAGGCUAGAAAGUCGAAGUACGUGUUCGAAGGCCUGGGUCACCUGAUAGCGAAGAUCCUGACCAGCUCGACGCAGCUGGCAGCUCGCAUCGACGAGGAGUGCAUCAGGCGCAUGAGCCGCAACAUUUUCAUCCUGCAGCAGACACUCUCCAACAUCACGCUCGCACGCGAGACUGCGCUCGACCACGCGCGCAACUACUUCCAGCUAUUCUAUCUCACGCCUGACGAGAUCCUGAACCGUGUGAUGGAGAAAGGCGCCGAAUUCAGCGAGCUGGAGUACAUGAACGCAUUCCAGCUGAUCCAGCGCAGUCGAUCAGCUGACGGCACACAAUCAGCUGAUUCGUCCAUCCAGCGACACAUGCAACGGCUGUCCGACAUACUCGGAGAGGUCGGGGUCACCGUUUGAUGACGCAAUCACAUUGUCUGCUACUAAUGACGUCAUUGAAUUAGUUACUAAUGAUUACGUCAUUGAAUUUAGUAAGUGAUGUUUGUUAUUAAUGACGUCAUCACAACAUUGUCUGCCACCGUGCUUGUUCAUAGUCUACUUUGUUAAAUCAUUGUCAUUAUCAUUGAAGCAGGCGCUUGUUUUAUAAGCCUAAGGGUAAGACUCCACAGGCUGAACUUCACUGCUUGAGUCGGCAGUAAUAAUAAUCUGCUUGAUGAGUUUCCAAGCAAAAUAGGCUACCUGUCGUCAAUCAGGUAAAUAUUGAUGAAUUUUCACGAGCAGUUAAUUUACUGCUCAAUUUGUGUAGCAAAAUACCUGUCAUCAAUCGGUUAAAUCUUGCAAAAUAAUCGUUACAAAUCUAAUAUUACCUGAAAAAUGGGACCACUUCAAUCUAUACGCCGUAUGACCUUGAUACUUUUCCUUCUUUUUUACUGCUGCAGACUAAUUACUGUGCGUCUAGCCGCCUUCCAUUCCUACAAUUGGAUCUAUUUCCAGCAGUAAAACUUCUGGAGAACCGAACAGUAAAAUACUGGCUUUAGAGGCAUACCCUUACAGCCGAGUUGUCUUGAUAUUUUGGAAAGUUGAUUUAGAUAUUUCUUCAGAUAUCAUUGGUUAACUUUUCUUUGUAAUUUUGGUGGAUUAACCAUCUAUUAGUGAGAUUCAGUUUAUAUUGUAUAGCAUUCCUUAUGAGUUAGAUCAACGCUUCCCAUUCAACCAAUGCUGACAGUUUAAAGUGGAUCUCACUAUAGUGAGGUGAUAUUUUUAGGGCCAACUGUAUAAUAGAAUACUAAGGCCUGUUUCAUUAAUAAUGGUAAUGACUUGUUAUAUCCUGUAACCUAUUAUGAAACUAUUACACUGUAAUCUUAAUGCUUACUUGAUUUGAGCCAAUCCACUGUGAGAAGAGUCACUGAGGCGGACCAAACCAGUCUGCUUUUUACAGCCAACAUAAUAUUUGUUUGCAAAUAUUUAUUUUUAAAAUGCAUUACAAAUGUUAUGUUGUAAACAAAAUAUUUGACUCUUAUGUAGUAGAGAUGAAAAUGACUCUUCCAUUCUGUAGUUCAGCUUUAUACAAGCUUGUUUUAACAUACAAGGGUGUCAGAAACAUCUCUACAGUUUUAACAAGGGGAUCUUACCACUUAAUACAGCAUUAUACUUCUUAGCUUUUUUAGUUAUGUGAUUCUUAUGUUUUUUCAAUGCUAUGGAGAUUUUUGCAAGUGACCGCUACACAAUUGACAAGUGUGAUGUACGUACAGUGAUAUGAUUCUCUUUAAACUAUCAGCGUUGUUUGCAUGGGAAGCAUGGGUUUUAUAUUCAGGAAUGCUGACAGUUUAAAGUAAAUUGAACAAUCAUAUUAAAUUAUCAUCUUAUAAUCUGUGCGUCAGAUAAAAAGCAAAGACACUCACUGUUAUUAGUAUUUAUAACUGCUGUAAUUAGUUGUUAUUUAUUGGAAAUAGAUAGAAUAAAGUAAUAUUACCCUUACUAGCAGUAAUAAUAUUAUUGUAAAUACUUUAUGCUUUUUUUAGUCUCGGUUUCCAAGAAUAUGCGCUGACUUGAAAAUUUAUCAUUUUAAUCCCCUAUUUGGUAAUUCCACCUAUUUUUUUGCAACUCUUAUGGAAAAUGAGUUAGUGGAAGCGAAAAAUAGUUCUGGACAAUAUAUGGGGACCAUUUUCCCCCAAUAAGUAUUAAAUAUUUUUACAACAGUACUUACAUGUAUGGUACUAUGUACUGCUAUCUUGUAAUACUUCUUUACUAAUUCAGCGUGAGCUCUAUGCAAUACGAUGUAAUAAAUUGUACUAAUAUGAGUAAAUUAUGUACUGUUGUUAAACUGAAAUUUGGUUCUCAAUAUAUUAUUGACUAAUGUUGUAAGUUAGGAUGAGAAUCUACAUUAAGUUCUUGGGGACCGAGGUUUUUGGAUGUGUUUUUCCUGUGAUAGUAUUUUUUGUCUUAUAUUACCAACAUUUUAGAGAAUGUUUCUCUCAAGAACUGUCUUCAUAUAACGAUCGAUAGAUUAAUAAUAUUGGUUAAUUCAUCUUUUAACUUCAGUCUCAUCCUAGUAAAGAAUCAAUUUCCAACUUUACGAUUAUGAACUCAAUAAUUAUUGUUUCUGAGGUUAUAAUAGGAGAGUGGAAAGUUAAAAUCUUAUGAUAAUAUAUUGUGACCUGGCUGGCUCAUGUCUGGUAUAGGUGUUAUUCAGGUGACACCUCAAAGGAACCCAAAGUGACUUGUAAGCCAAUUUUAUAGAUACGGAUAAAUGUAAUAUGUUUUUAUUCAAUACCACCACAGGAAAAAUACACCUCAAUUUAGACAUACAUACGAACGCAAUAAACUGCAUCUCAUCUCAUUGUAUUAUAAUCUCAUAUAACAUUGUUGACACUUAGUUUUAGGAAGAAAUUUAUUAGAAUGAAAUAUUUAGGAUUUUAUUUGUUGAAUUUUGAAUUCAACAUAUUUGAAUUUUAUUUAACUUAGCAGCUAGCUUCCAACUUGUAAACAUAUAUUACAUUAUUAUUUACAA